Messenger RNA from Folsomia candida, 2170 nucleotides. RefSeq names its product trypsin-1. Gene Ontology annotation, biological process: proteolysis. Bases 272 to 1216 code for a protein of 314 amino acids. The transcript has 6 exons. The record is from RefSeq and is a predicted model, not a curated record. Gene Ontology annotation, molecular function: serine-type endopeptidase activity. Lineage: Eukaryota; Metazoa; Arthropoda; Collembola; Entomobryomorpha; Isotomidae.
AGUUGAGGGUUAUCCCAAGAUGAAAAAUUUACUGGGGUAAAAAAUGAUGGAUGCCUUUGAUACAAGUUACAAUAUUGGUAAAGUUUACCCAGUGAUGUCAACAAAAGUGAGUGGGCUCGCUCUGACACUUAUACGUAAGUAUAUUGGUACGUAUAUUGACAGCCGGUUGGUAUUGAGCUGCGUAAAUGACUGUAACCUUGGGUAUUUAUUUAAUAGAUAUCCGUGAUGUUGAAAUAUUUCAGGUUUUUCAUGCACCAAGGGAAAUUUAUGUAUGUCGCUUAUCGGUUCAACUUCCCAACCCUCUUUACAUAAAUUUGGGCGGGAUUGCCACACCUCAAAUUACCAAUGCUUAUCACAAUCCUUGGCAGAGUAUAAAAUCGGACCAUUUUGUAUCAAACUUUAUCAUUCUAGCUCGAAUCAGCAUCCCAACUUCAUCAUGAAAUCAAUCAUCUUCCUCGGAGUCGUCGCCUUGGCUUCGGCCAUGCCCAAAUUGGACACCGCCCUUUUCCAAGGAACCGACCCUCGCCUCAUCGUCGGGGGCGUGGAAGCUACAAAGAACGAGUUUCCCUGGAUGAUCGACCUGCGAGUUGGUGGUCACAUUUGCGGGGGGUCGAUCGUUUCCCCAGAUUGGGUCGUUACUGCGGCUCACUGUGUAGGCGGGUCCCCCAGCAGUUACACCCUGGUCGCAGGGGAUCACAACCUGACCCUUAACGAGGGGACGGAACAGAGUCGUGGUGUCACUGCCAUCGUGAUCCACCCAGGAUACAACAGACCCACUAUUAUUAACAACGAUAUCGCCCUCAUGCGAGUCGACCGUCCCUUCGAAUUCAACGAGUUUGUCGGUCCAGCGAUCAUCCCACAGCUUAACUUCGCCCCGACAGACUUGGCCACCGUGGCGGGAUGGGGCAUGCUCUCUUUCCCGAUCGGUGACCUUCCCGAUGUCCUCAUGAAGGUUGAAGUGCCCUACGUGGCAGACGAGCCCUGUCGAAUCGCCAACAUUGGAGUUGGUGUCGUCACAGAGAGCAUGGUCUGCUACGGGGUUGUAGGAAAGGAUUCUUGCAAAGCUGAUUCCGGCGGUCCAUUGAUGUGCGGACCGGACAAUGCGCUGUGUGGGAUCGUUUCUUGGGGCAAGGAUUGUGCCCUGGACGGAUAUCCGGGAGUUUACACGGAAACAUCCUACUUCGCUGAAUGGAUCAGGUCAACCAUCGCUGCAUAAUAAACCUAAUAAAAUCAUAAACGAUAUGCACACUUUUUGGAAACAAACCCCAUUUUACGCAACUAUGUAAAUGCAAUUAUUAAUUGAUAAUUAAACACAAUAAAAAAUUAUUUUCCCCUGUAAACAACUUUUUUACUUUAAAUAUUUUAUACUUUACUCCGAUCUGCCCUGGGUAUUAAUGUAUGUAUAAAGUGUAAAUUAAAUUUGUACAACCCUCCGUGUAACACGAAAGGCAGAAACAUGCAAACUUUUGCAUAGGCAAUUUAAUACGUUAAAUACAAAUAGGCAUUAAUCCAACUAUUGCAUGGAACAAAUUACCUACCGAAUUAAAAGAAUCGCAUAAUUUUAAUGUAUUCAAAACAAAAUUGAAGAAUUCGUUUCUAAACUAUGACAUUGCAUUCCUCUCUACUCUAUUAUAAUUGCAGAUUGUAUAACGUUUGCUAUCAAAAUCUACUCGCUAGCUUUGGCAUAAAUUACAAUUACUACAUUUUUUAUAAGUAUGUACAUACGAAUAUGACAAACAUUGUUCUAAUUUUAUUACUAGUUAUGUUACCGUCAAGCGUAACAAGAUUUUGUUUUAAAUCAAGCUUGAUGUGAAUAAAUAAAUAAAUAAAUAAAUAAAAUGUAUAUAUAUAUGUAUUACGCAAGGUGCAUGCAUGCCGGUAAGUUACAGGGUGUGUAUGACUGCUAGAAACCCUGGCAAGAAUUUUCAACGCGCGGUGUUUCCUGCGCGACAACAUACCAAUACGACAAAUGUUCAUAUGGACGCUCUUGUGUCAUUGUGGACAGUGGAUUGUGUACAGGUUCGAUAAAAUUAACCCUUAAAUUUAAGUGUUGCCUCACAUACAUAAAAUUAAUUAAUUCAACAAAGUAAAAAUGCUGAUUCUCAAUGGCUACACAUAUAUCCAGAGAAUUAACAGCAAUAAUGCAAAUUCCCAAAUAUAUGAAUAUUUA